GAAGAGAAGAAAGAGGAGAAUGGAAUCUAACUUGAAUCAAGAUGGAGUGCCUAGACCAUCCUAUGUUUUCAGUGCUGAUCCUGUUGAAAGGCCUUCAGAAAUAAAUUUUGAUGGCAUCAAACUUGAUCUUUCUCAUGAAUUUUCCUUAGUUUCUUCAAACGCUGAGGCAAAAAGUUUGGAGUCCAAAGAUUAUCUCCAAGUUUGUCUUCGAAUAAGACCUUUUACACAAGCAGAAAAAGAACACGAGUCUGAGGGCUGUGUGCAUGUUGUAGAUACACAGACUGUUCUGCUGAAAGAUCCUCAAGUCAUUCUUUGCCGGUUAAGUGAGAAAAGCUCUGGGCAGAUGGCACAGAAAUUCACUUUUUCCAGAGUUUUUGGCCCAGAAACUUCACAGAAAGAAUUCUUUCAGGGUUGCAUUUUGCAGCCAGUAAAAGACCUCUUGAAUGGACAGAGUCGGCUGAUUUUUACUUAUGGGCUAACCAAUUCAGGAAAGACAUACACAUUUCAAGGUACAGAAGAAAAUAUUGGCAUUCUGCCUCGAACUUUGAAUGUAUUACUUGAUACUCUUCAAAAAAGACUAUACACAAAGAUGAACCUUAAGCCACAUAGAUCUAGAGAAUUCUUACGGUUAUCACCGGACCAAGAGAAAGAAGAAGGUGCUGGCAAAAAUGCAUUACUUCGACAAAUUAAAGAGGUUGCUAUGCAUAAUGAGAGUUAUGAUACUCUUCAUGGAAGUUUAACAAACUUUUAUGACUUGUUUGUCCCUGUAUCAUCUAAGUUCCAAAAGAGGAAGAUCCUGCGCCUUUCCCAAGAUGUAAAGGGUUAUUCUUUUAUAAAAGACCUACAGUGGAUUCAAAUAUCUGAUUCCAAAGAAGCAUAUAGACUUUUAAAAUUAGGAAUAAAAAACCAGAGUGUUGCCUUCACAAAACUGAACAUUGCUUCCAGUAGAAGUCACAGCAUAUUUACUAUUAGAAUAUUACAAAUUGAGGAUUCUGAAAUACCUCGCGUACUUCGAGUCAGUGAAUUGUCUUUAUGUGAUCUUGCUGGUUCAGAACGAAGCCUGAAGACACAGAAUGAAGGUGAAAGGUUGAGAGAGACUGGGAACAUAAACACCUCUUUAUUGACUCUGGGAAAGUGUAUAAAUGUUUUGAAGAACAGUGAAAAGUCAAAGUUUCAACAGCAUGUGCCUUUCCAGGAAAGUAAGCUGACUCACUAUUUUCAAAGUUUUUUUAAUGGUAAAGGGAAAAUAUGUAUGAUUGUCAACAUCAGCCAGUGUUAUUUUGCCUAUGAUGAAACACUCAAUGUAUUGAAGUUUUCAGCCAUUGCACAAAAGGUUUGUGUCCCAGAUAAUUUAAAUUCUUCUCAAGAGAAAUCUUUUGGAUCAGUCAAAUCAUCUCAAGAUGUAUCAGACAGUAAUUUGAAUAAUAAAAUUUUAAAUGCAAAAAGAACAACAAUUUCAUGGGAAAAUAGUCUAGAAGAUUUAGUGGAAGAUGAAGAUUUGGUCGAGGACCUAGAAAAACCUGAAGAAAACCAAGAUAAUAACCAAAGUGUGGAAACUGAACUUAUUGAUGAAGAUCUAGAUAAAACAUUAGAGGAAGAUAAGACUUUCAUUAGCCAGGAGGAGAACAGAAAACUGUUGGAUUUAAUAGAAGACUUAAAAGCAAGACUAAUAAAUGAAAAGAAAGAAAAGUUAACACUGGAAUUUAAAAUUCGAGAAGAAGUUGCACAAGAGUUUACUCAGUAUUGGGCUCAGCGGGAAGCUGAUUUUAAGGAAACUCUUUUCCAGGAACGAGAAAUAUUAGAAGAAAAUGCUGAAUGUCGUUUGGCCAUCUUCAAAGAUUCGAUUGACAAAUGUGACACCCAAGAUGAACCAACAAAUGGAAUUUGUGCCACAGAAGUUGAAAAUGAAGAUACACAUUAUUAUGUAGGAUUCGAAGAUAUUAUUGGUUCCCUUCAACAUGAUGUCGCUGAUAUUAAGAAACAGGCUGAAAUUGCUCGCUCGUAUAUUGCAUCUCUUGCUGAUCCCCAGGAAGCUAUUGCUUGUUUGCAACUAAAGUUUAAUCAAGUUCAAACUGAAUUAGCUAAAACCGAAGAAGAAUUAAUCAAAACCAAAGAAGAGUUAAAAAAAAGAGAAAAUGAAUCAAAAUCGUUGGUUCAAGAGUUCCAGAUGUCUAAUAAGAAAACAAUUGUACAGGAUCAAAGAAUUAAAGAAUUGAUAGAAUUAAUAAAAACUAUCAGCAAUUUUCAGAACCUUAAGUCUUCAAUUGAAAACACAUUUAAAGACAUGGCUGGUAUAUCUUCUUUAAUAAACAGUAAAUCAACUUGUAAUGAAACAGCUGAAAUUCCUAAGGGCAGCAGAAACAAAACUAAUUUAGAAAGGAAGAGAGUAAAUGAAAAUGAACUUCAGCAAGAUGAACCACCAGCAAAGAAAGGAUCUGUGCUUGUUAACUCUUUUGUCACCAAAGAGCAAAAGCAAAGUGAAGAAAUACAAAAGACCGUUUCAGAAGAUGAGGACGAUAUUAGAGUUUUACAAGAAAAGAAUAGAGAGCUGAAAACACUUGUACUUAUCAUUGAGAGUAAACUUAAAAAUGAAAAGGAGGAGAAAGAAAAAUUAGAUGAACAAAUUGUUUGUUUGCAACAGCAACUUUCCUGUUCUGAAGAAAAGAGUUUAACUUUAAGUAGAGAGGUCCAACAAAUUCAGGCAAAUUAUGACAGCAUAAUUGCUGAACUAAGUGUGCAGAAAAAUAUAAAUCAAGAACGGGAAGAAAAGAUCAUGAAAUUGUCAGAGGAGAUGGAAGUUGCUACAAGAAACAUCACAAGCAAAGUUUCACAAAUAAAAUUAAUGCAAACAAAAAUAGAUGAACUAUGUUCACUUGAUUCAGUUUCUCAGAUCUCAAACAUAGAUUUACUCAAGCUCAAGACUCAGUCAAAUGGUCUAGAGGAAGAGAAUUUGCCAGACAUACAGUUAAACCUUUCAAGUAAUAAUUUUUUGGCAAGUAAGCAGGUUAAAGAAUAUCAUAUUCAAGAACUCAGUAGGGAGAGUUCUUUCUCCUCUAGUAUUGAAGCCAUUUGGGAAGCAUGUAAAGAAAUGGUGAAGGCCUCCAAAAAAAGUCAUAAGAUCCAGGAACUGCACCAACAAUUUGAAAAAUUCCAGGCAGAAAUAAAAGGUUAUAGGGAUGAAAAGUGUGUACUAAAAGUAAAGCACAGAGAGCUUGAGAAUCAAGAUGACCUACAAAAAGAAAGAGAAAAUCUUAUACAGCAGCUGAAAGAAGAACGGCAAGAGAAAAAUGCUAAUCUUAAUGUUCAAGGACAGCUUGUAGUUGAAGGAAAGAAAGCACUUUCAGAGCUGACACAAGAUGCUAUUUGUUAUAAGGCAAAAAUAAAGGAACUUGAAAGAACCUUAGAGACUCAGAAAGAAGAGUGUACUCAUUUAGCUAAGUUAGAGCAAGACAUUUUGGUAAAAGAAUCUGUCAUCUUAAAGCUAGAAGAAAAUCUGAAGGAAUUUCAAGCAAAUCUUAAUGAUUCUAUCAAAAACACCAAAGAUUUAAAUGAAAAGGAAGUUAAAUUGAAAGAAGAAAUCACACAGUUAACAAGUAAUUUACAGGAUCUGAAGCAUUUACUUCAAUUAAAGGAAGAGGAAAAAGAAGCCAACAGGCAAGAAACAGAAAAAUUGAAAGAGGAACUCUCUGCAAGCUCUGCUCUCACCCAAAAUCUGAAGGCAGAUCUUGGGAGAAAAGAAGAAGAUUAUGCUGAGCUGAAAGAGAAACUGACUGAUGCCAAAAAGCAGAUUGAGCAGGUACAGAAAGAGGUAUCUGUAAUGCGGGAUGAGGAAAAAUUACUGAGGACUAAAAUAAAUGAGCUAGAAAAAAAGAAAAACCAGUGUUCUCAUGAAAUAGAUAUGAAACAGCGAACAAUUCAGCAGCUCAAGGAGCAGUUAAGUAAUCAGACAGUGGAAGGAGCUGUACAGCAAUAUGAGAGAGUAUGCAAAGAUCUAAAUGUUAAAGAGAAAAUGAUUAAAGACAUGCGAAUGACACUUGAGGAACAAGAACAAACUCAAACAGAACAAGAUCAAGUGCUUGAGGCUAAAUUAGAGGAAGCAGAAUGGUUGACCACAGAAUUGAAAAAAUGGAAGGAAAAAUGCAAAGAUCUGGAAACCAAAAAUAAUUGUAAGUCAAAUAGAAAAUUUGAGGAUGACACAGACAUACUUCAUAGAAAGCUUAGUAAACUUCAAGACGAUUUGCAGGAAUGUGAACAGAAAUAUAAAGCUGAUAGAAAGAAAUGGUUAGAAGAAAAAAUGAUGCUUAUCACUCAAGCAAAAGAAGCUGAAAAUCUACGAAACAAAGAGAUGAAAAAAUAUGCUGAAGACAGAGAGCGUUGUUUCAAGCAACAAAAUGAAGUGGAAGUACUGACAGCGCAACUAGCAGAGAAAAAUAGUGACCUUCAGAAGUGGAGAGAAGAACGGGAUGAGUUGGUUGCUGCUUUAGAAAUACAGCUGAAAACACUGAUCUCUAGUAAUAUACAGAAAGAUAAUGAAAUUGAACAGUUGAAAAAGAGCACAUCAGAGGAUUCUAAAAUAGAAAAGCAAAGCAUAGUCAUCAAACCCAGAUAUAUUAGUUCAACAGAUCCUGCCAGAGUUGAAAAUGAACCUCAAUCAACAAGUCUUGAAAUUUCCAGGAGUGUAGUGGAGGAUGGAUCAGUGGUUCUUGAUUCUUGUGAAGUGUCAACAGAAAAUGAACAAAGUACUCGAUUUCCAAAACCUGAAUUAGAGAUUCAGUUUACACCUUUACAGCCAAACAAAAUGGCAGUGAAACAUGCUGGUUGUGCCACACCAGUGACAGUUAAGAUUUCUAAGGCUCGGAAGAGGAAGAGUAGUGAAAUGGAGGAGGACUUAGUGAAAUGUGAAAAUAAGAAGAAUGCUACACCCAGAGCAAAUUCUAAGUUUCCUAUUUCAGAGACUAGACAUUCUUCUGACAAAAAGGUUUCUGCACAUUCAUCAUCUAAGAAAACAUAUUCUUUACGGAGUCAGGCACCCACAAUUAGUGUAAACUUGGCUGCUAAGAAAAAAGAAGGGACGCUACAGAAAUUUGGAAACUUUUUACAAUAUUCUCCAACAAUUCUUCAAUCAAAAGCAAAGAAGAUAAUGGAAACAAUGAGCUCUUCAAAGCAUUCAAAGUUAGAAGUAAGUAAGGAAAAUGUAUCUCAACCAAAAAGAGCAAAAAGGAAAUUAUACACAAGUGAAAUUUCAUCUCCUAUUGAUAUAUCUGGCCAGGUGAUUUUAGUGGACCAGAAAGUGAAGGAAAGUGAUCACCAGAUUCUCAAACGACGACUUCGAUCACGAAUAGCCAAAUAAAUCAUCUUUGGAGAA
Messenger RNA from Fukomys damarensis (Damara mole-rat), 5365 nucleotides. It is a transcript of the gene Kif20b, whose product is annotated as kinesin family member 20B. Gene Ontology annotation, cellular component: spindle microtubule; nucleus. Gene Ontology annotation, molecular function: ATP binding; microtubule binding; plus-end-directed microtubule motor activity. The record is from RefSeq and is a predicted model, not a curated record. Gene Ontology annotation, biological process: microtubule-based movement; mitotic spindle assembly. NCBI's taxonomy places the organism in Eukaryota, Metazoa, Chordata, Mammalia, Rodentia, Bathyergidae.